UCAAAAUGGCGGCCAAGAUUGCUGCCUCGUGCGGGCAGUUUCGGGCUGUUAAAUUCCCUUUUCGGUGGCUAGUUUUACGAACAUUCUGCAGUGGGGAAGCGUUUGAAAAUAAGGGGAACACCACAUCAUUUUUUAAUCCUGAAAUUCAGUCAUUAUUAAAGAAACUCACAGGUCGUAAUUUGGACAAAAUAUACGCCGUCCGAAAAGGAGAACUCGAGGUUCCAUCGUACAAACUAAUGACAGAUGCAGAGUACUUAGAGGUACAACGCAAAAAUGAAGAGGAAGCUGAGGCUAUGCUGGAAAUGCCGCCAGUGAUGGAUGAGAGAGAAGAGAUCGAUGAAAUUAUUGAAGAAAAUGAAGAGCUGGCGCAAUUUUCAGAGUCAAAUUAUGUUUUUACAGAUAUCAGCACAAGUGAAUCUGAUAGGACCAGGUCAAUAACAGUGAGGGAACCAAGGGGAAGAUUACGAAAAGCAGUAUGGGAUGAAAGAGAUAGAUUGAAUUUUAUAUAUUUUCCUAAGCCUGGACGACAGUAUGAAAUACCUGAACUCCUCACAGAUGAAGGAAUGCAGACUGUGUUUCAGCAAAACAGACAUGAAGAUGUUCUUGAUCUGGCUUGUGUUCAAUUUGAACCUGACUCAGCAGAUUACAUUAGAAUUCAUCACAGGACAUAUGAAGACCUUCUUAAGAGUAAAAAGUAUGAUAUUUUAAGAUCAACAAGACAUUAUGGUGGACUUCUUUAUUAUUUGGCAACACAACAGAAAAUUAAUCAAUUGCUGAAUGAUAUGAUGGACAUGGAACAGUGGGAUGAUUGUGUUGAUUUGGCAAAACUUUACAUCCUUUGUCACCCAAAAGAUGAGAUAGCAACACGAAGUGAGAAAAACAAUUUAAUAGGCUUCUCUUUGCUUCGGGCUUUCCUUAGAGAAUGUGCAACCCAAGAGAUGUUGAAGAAGUUAGAAGACCACAUGGAACAUCUUACUGAAGAGCAAAAUAUGGGGACAUCAUCAAACUCUGUAAAUUAAAGGCAACACUUUCCAAAACAAAAAAAAUACCUUGUCUUUUUUGGUGCGUUUGGGAUCAUUGUACUUGUCUUUUUUGGUGCGUUUGGGAUCAUUGUACUUGUUUAUUUAGAUGGCAAGCUGAACCCAAAUAUAAUUUCUAGGCUUGGAGUCUCAUGUGAGUGAAGUUUACUGUUUGUUUGUGCAUUCACUCCAAGGUCAAUAGUUAAUCAAAAGGAAAAUGUCAAAGUGACAUUGCUCUACUUAGCCCUUCAAACCCAUCUUGUGAUUUGGGUGGGGUUGUUCAAACGUGGGUUAAGAUAACCCGGGGUUAGUGUGAAAUUUGAUUUAGAUCUAAACGCUUUAAAAGACAAUUCAGUUUAAUUCCAUUUAUCUACAAGUUGAUGAUUGAAUGCUCUAAAAAGAACUGGGGCAAUUAUCCCAAACCAGCUUUUGAAGAGAGAAAUAAAGAAACCUGGAUUAAAAUUUAA
Messenger RNA from Stylophora pistillata, 1486 nucleotides. RefSeq names its product small ribosomal subunit protein mS22. Gene Ontology annotation, molecular function: structural constituent of ribosome. The record is from RefSeq and is a predicted model, not a curated record. NCBI's taxonomy places the organism in Eukaryota, Metazoa, Cnidaria, Anthozoa, Scleractinia, Pocilloporidae. Gene Ontology annotation, cellular component: mitochondrial small ribosomal subunit.